UUGGGGAGAGAGAAUGAGUGAGGGCUUUCCGGUCAUCAUUUUCCACCAACUCGCUGUCGCUUCCGGAAAGCCCAGAAACCCUUUUCAGUCACAGAUAGAUCGAUUAUUUAGAUACAACAAAGCGGCAAUCCACACCUGAUCGUCUCCGUGAGCAAGCCCUGAUUUUCCACGAAAGGCUUCGGGUUUGAGAUCAAGACUGCCAACCCAGAAUGGACCAAUCUUUUUUGGUUAUGCUCUCAAAUCUCCUUCACCUCCACAAUUCCUUAGAUCCCACCACCUCCCUCCUCUCCGACACCCUCUCAUCCGCCACUUCCACCGCCUCUGCCACCGCUUCUUCCGCUGCUGCUGCCUCCUCCGCCGCCACAUCACCCACAUCUCUUCUCUACUCAUCCUCCAUCGCCCCUCUCCUCUUUUUUACCAUCGCUUCUGUUCUCUCUUACAUCGCCUCCUCUCGUCCUACUCCCUCCUCACCCACCUCGACCUCUACCGCCACUCCUCCUGCCUCCUCCGCCACAGCCUCUGAUUACUCCGUUUCGGCUUUCCGAGCUCUCUCCACAGAACACAUCUGGUCCCUUGAACCUCAUCUUCGCGACGCUCACUGGCGUUCGCUUUAUGGGCUUUCGUACCCCGUUUUCACUACGGUCGUUGACAAGCUCAAACCCCAUAUCGCCAUUUCCAAUCUCUCGCUUCCUUCUGAUUACGCCGUUGCUAUGGUCCUUUCUCGUCUCGCACAUGGCUUGUCUGCGAAAACCGUCGCUACCCGCUACUCCCUCGAGCCUUACUUAGUCUCCAAGAUCACCAAUAUGGUAACUCGACUUCUAGCGACAAAACUUUACCCAGAAUUCAUCAAGAUCCCGGUUAGUCGUCGCCGCCUAGUUGAAACGACCCAGGCUUUUGAAGAACUCACUUCGCUUCCGAACAUGUGUGGAGCGAUUGAUACAAGCCCAGUGAAGCUCCAUAGCCUUCCUAACGACCAGAAAAUCCCUGCAAGCUAUAGAUGCAGAUAUGGAUAUCCCUCGGUUCUCCUUCAGGUUGUUGCUGAUCACAAGAAGAUCUUCUGGGACGUGUGUGUUAAGGCUCCUGGCGGUACGGACGAUGCCACUCAUUUCAGGGAUAGUUAUCUGUACAAUCGGCUUACCUCCGGUGACGUCGUGUGGGAUAAAGUUAUCAAUGUUAGGGCUCAUCCUGUUCGUCCUUACAUUGUUGGAGAUUGGUGUUUCCCGUUGCUGCCAUUUUUGCUCACACCCUUUUCCCCUAAUGGCAUGGGCACGCCCGCCCAGAACCUGUUCGAUGGAAUGCUUAUGAAGGGAAGGUCGGUGGUGGCCGAGGCAAUCGGAUUGCUGAAAGGGAGGUGGAAGAUUCUUCAGGAUUUGAACGUUGGUCUUAGUCAUGCACCACAAACAAUCGUUGCAUGCUGUGUGUUGCACAAUUUAUGUCAAAUAGCGAGGGAACCAGAGCCUGAGCUGUGGAAGGAGCCUGAUGAGAGUGGGCCUCAACCAAGGGUGCUGGAUAGCGAGAAGUCGUUUUAUUUCUUUGGGGAAAGCUUGAGGCAAGCUCUAGCUGAUGAUUUGCACCAAAGGCUUUCCUCGAGAUGAGGGUAUAUGACGUUCGGCGAGAAGAUUGAUGCGCAAAUAUCUUCUUAUGAGUAUGAUGAAGUAUGUAACAUUUGUAGAAUGGUUACGAGUGUGUUUCAGUUUCAAAUAACUUGAGUUUAUGAUUAUGAUGCAGUAGGAGACGAUCUGUGGCGAGAUCAAUCGUAAUGGCUGUCCUGUGAGUCAUGAAUUUGAGGGACGUACUAACUUGGGAUUGUAAUGUUUCAGGCAGAAAUAGCACAAAUGAAUGGUUAGGCGGAGUUGCAUCAGCCCAUAUUCUUAUAUAGCAUUUGUCGUCAAAGUAGAAUCUUAUAUUGCGUUUAGUAAAAUUAUAAAGCUGACCAGUUCCUUUCCUAUG
Molecule: messenger RNA, 1950 nt
Organism: Neltuma alba
Lineage: Eukaryota; Viridiplantae; Streptophyta; Magnoliopsida; Fabales; Fabaceae
Product: protein ALP1-like
Exons: 1
Coding region: 210-1595 (461 amino acids)
Source: RefSeq, a predicted model, not a curated record